GAUGUCAUGUCAUAUGAUUUUGCUGUGGGGGAGUAUCGAGUAAACACAACACAAUUGUUCGUGAGAAAAUUCCGAAAAUCAGUGGACAUUUCCUCCCACUAUGGAGUAAUUAGGUUAAUAAUUCAUUAGCCAUGGAAAAUCGAAGCUGCAACAAUUUUAUCAGCUAUGUGGGAUUCGAGGAGCACGAGAUGCAGAACAUUCAGAUGAGGAGGGAUUCCUUGGGUGAUAAUAAAAUUAAACUUCUUCCGGGUGAAGUGUUGAUUGCUGAGGCCCAAAAUGUCCUGAUGUUCUCCCCAGUGGGGGACCUAAAGCAGGGAAUAUCUGGGACCCUCUCUGUCACAAAUUUCAAGUUAACUUUCAUCACCAGUGAUGAUCCCAAUGGGGAGGAGAUCAAUCGCCAACAGAAUCAUCUCUACGGUUACACAGACUCCUGUUUAUCGAAUAUUGAUGAGAUCUAUCUGAUCACUGGUGAUAAGAAGAGAAAAUUGGUGCCUGGGAGUACAAUACCAUCUAAGAUCAAAGGAAUUUUUAUUGUCUGUAAGAAUUUUCGUACGUGGUCGUUCUCCUUUAAAUUCUCACCAGUGGGUCAUGGCAAGAGUCUCCUUGCAACACUCCUCCAUCAUGCAUUCCCCAGCAGACACCAAUUGCUCUUUGCUUAUGAUUUUACUGAGGUGUAUUACAGCAGUAUUGAUAAGAACGUCAAGUUCUUCAGGGAUUUGACUGACUGGAGGGUCGAGUUUGAUCGCACUGCUCAGGGAAAUGACCUCUUGAGAAGAAGUUGGAGAUUGUCUUCUGCUAAUGUCGCUUUCCAGAUGUCACCGAGUUUGCCUCAGUACAUAAUCGUUCCAGUAUCAGUAACAGAUAGUCAAUUAACUGUAGCUGCCGCCCACUUUCAAGACGGUCGUCCGCCGGUCUGGUCGUGGUCCAACAGUCGUGGAGCUGCCCUUGUAAAAAUGUCUGAAUUGAUGCCAACCAUCACCGAGAGGACCCAGGAGAAUAUAAUGCUGGAGAACAUCCGCAAGAGUCAUCCCCAGAAAUUAGCGAUGGCUGUACUGGAGUUGAAUAAGGACAUAACGGUUAAAUCUAUUGCCAGUAGUUUUACUAAAUUAGUCGGACUGUGUUCACCAGAGAAUAUUCGACAGUUCUGGACGCAGGAUAAUAAUUUCUACUCGUUACUCGAAAACUCGAAGUGGUUGAAAUGUAUUUCCUAUUGUCUGCAAAAGUCAGUAGAAGCCAGCGACCACCUGAAUUCGGGGACAUCAGUGAUAUUACAAGAGGGAUCUGGCAGAGACUUAUGCUGUGUCAUAUCCAGUUUAGUUCAAUUAAUAUCAGACCCAUAUUUUCGAACGAUAUCUGGAUUCCAAACCCUCAUUCAGAAAGAGUGGGUGGCAGCAGGUCACCCCUUUUGUGAUCGUCUGGGACACAUAGUGAAAUUAAACAGUGAAAAAUCACCAAUUUUUCUCGUCUAUCUCGACUGCGUCUGGCAAUUGACACAACAAUUCCCCUCCAAGUUCGAAUUCACGGAGACGUACAUCACUACACUGUGGGAUGCUGCACAUGUGUCUGUUUUCGAUACAUUCAUUUUUAAUUGCGAGAAGGAUCGAGUUUUUGCUGCCACGGAUCCCAACAGUCCUCUGGUGCUGCGCAGCGCCUGGGAUUGGAGAGAGCAAUUCACAGAUCAAGACAUUCUACUCUUCCACAAUCCACUGUACUCCAAAGAGCCCGAUAAAAAUCCCCUAAAGCCUCAACACAGUAUUUCGUGCCUUGAACUCUGGUCCCAGUGUUACUUUCGAUGGAUUCCACCCCUGGAAAUUCACAACGGUGGAAAAAAUCACGUGGAACUGUUCUCUCGUCUGUUGCAAAAUGACAUUAAUCAACUGAGAGUCACCACCAACGAUGGCUGCACCUCACCAGUCGACAAAGUGACGACAUACCUCGUGCAGAUGAACAUUGACAGCUUCUACCCAUUUGGCAAUAAAAAAUCAGGGAAUACUGUGAGCACUCCUAUCAUGAACAGCUCUGCGAUAAUGUCUGAGAGUCUCAUGGACGCUCAAUCCCUCCUCACAGCUCCUGAUUGAUAACCAAGUGAUAACUCGUGACUCCGCUAACGACGAAAAUAUUGAGUAGAAAAAAGUGCGUGUGCAAGUGGCAGCUAUAUUCUUGCAAGGGGCUAAGAUUCCAUUGGACAAUGGAAAAUCACAGAUGGAAAAGGAGAAUAUUCCCGACUUGCUAUUCCAUCGUAAGAUUCCCAUUGAAAUGCAAUACCACAAGCUGAAAUUUAUUUUUUAUUUUUAUGUUCAUUGUGAUUCAAGCACCAGUAGCUAGAACAACCUUUUGUAAUAACUAGAAAUUAAAAAAAUAUGUAUGAAAAUUUCGUAUUGUGCACCACUUGUAUAAAGUAUUUUGUGUCUAGA
This is a messenger RNA of Fopius arisanus, 2414 nucleotides long. RefSeq names its product myotubularin-related protein 10-B. The record is from RefSeq and is a predicted model, not a curated record. Bases 132 to 2078 code for a protein of 648 amino acids. Gene Ontology annotation, cellular component: cytoplasm; membrane. Gene Ontology annotation, molecular function: phosphatidylinositol-3-phosphate phosphatase activity. The transcript is spliced from 2 exons. Lineage: Eukaryota; Metazoa; Arthropoda; Insecta; Hymenoptera; Braconidae. Gene Ontology annotation, biological process: phosphatidylinositol dephosphorylation.